Molecule: messenger RNA, 474 nt
Organism: Indicator indicator
Lineage: Eukaryota; Metazoa; Chordata; Aves; Piciformes; Indicatoridae
Product: claw keratin-like
Exons: 2
Coding region: 1-474 (157 amino acids)
Cellular component (GO): intermediate filament
Molecular function (GO): structural constituent of cytoskeleton
Source: RefSeq, a predicted model, not a curated record
AUGCGCUCCCCGAGCUCCUGCGGUGCCUCCCCGUGCGGGGUGGCCGCGCCCCAGCCUAUUGCCGACAGCUGCAACGAGCCCUGCGUGCGGCAGUGCCCGGACUCCACCGUGGUCAUCUACCCCCCGCCCGUGGUGGUCACCUUCCCCGGACCCAUCCUCAGCACCUUCCCGCAGCAGAGCGUGGUUGGCUCCGAGGGAGCCCCCGAAGUCGGGAGCGGCUACGGAGGGCUCUAUGGCUCCCGCGGCCUCUACGGCUUUGGGGAUCGCUAUGGCUUGGGUGGCCUCUACGGCUCCCGGAGCCUCUAUGGCUCUGGGGACUGCUAUGGCUAUGGGGGGCUGUACGGUGGCUACCGGAGCCUCUAUGGCAUUGGGGACUGCUAUGGCUACCCAGGGUUCUACUCCAGCCGCUACAGCUACCCCUUCAGCUCGCGCUACGGCCAGAGGUUCGGCUAUGGGGGCUGCUACUCCUGCUAG